Molecule: messenger RNA, 1912 nt
Organism: Jatropha curcas
Lineage: Eukaryota; Viridiplantae; Streptophyta; Magnoliopsida; Malpighiales; Euphorbiaceae
Product: Ras-related small GTP-binding family protein
Molecular function (GO): GTPase activity; GTP binding
Source: RefSeq, a predicted model, not a curated record
ACUUUUUCCCAUUUCUAUGAUUUAUGACGCUCCCACCAUUUCAUUAGGUAAUCGGGUAGUUGACACCAUGCGUUAAGGAGCCGACCAUAACUCAGAAUAACCGAUCCAAAAUCCAAUCCAUUUUGCGCACCGUUUAACUUGCUUCCCCAUUUUCUGUUCUUAGAUCGCUCCUUUUCUAAACCCCAUUGAUCAAAAUUAGUUGAAGCUUGAAGACACUCUUUCAAUUUAGAGUUUUAGAUCUCUUCUUCUUUCUAUGCUGAACCCUGGAACGAAUUUCAAGAGAAACCCACUUCUUAUUCUUCUGUUCUUAAUGAAAACUCGUCUCGAGAUAUGUCGCUAGAUCUGCUACUGUAAUUUGGGCAUUUUAACAGGACUAUAUUCGUUUUCGUUAGAGCAUAAUCAGUUCUGGGUUCUUCAAUAUGAGCUUAGAUCUUUGCUCGAUUCUAAUAUAAUAUGGAUGUUGGAUUAAAUUGCGUAACACCCUUUUGGAUAAAUUGUUGUUUUAUUUUGAGAUUGUAUGUGUUGAUGGGACCUGAUUGGUAUACAAGUGAGGGACUGUUUUCUGUACUGGUUACUGGGUUAUAUUAAGAGUUGGGUUUUGGUUACUAGAUCAAAAGAGAGAAAAAUAUGUUUUGGAGGGAUCGUGAGAGGGAACACAAGGAACAGAACGGUGGACCACCUUGUGGACAGGUUCGAGUUCUCGUUGUUGGCGAUUCAGGUGUUGGGAAAACAUCUCUUGUGCAUCUAAUAGUCAAAGGUUCUUCCAUUGCUCGCCCUCCUCAGACAAUUGGAUGUACAGUUGGUGUGAAGCAUGUUACUUAUGGUAAUUCUGGUAGCUCUUCAAGCAGCCUUAAAGGUGAUGCAGAGAGAGAUUUCUUCGUCGAACUAUGGGAUGUUUCAGGGCAUGACAGAUAUAAAGAUUGCCGGUCUCUGUUUUACUCUCAGAUUAAUGGUGUCAUUUUUGUGCAUGACCUCUCCCAGAGGAGGACCAAAACAAGCUUGCAGAAAUGGGCAUCUGAGAUUGCUGCAACUGGGACAUUCUCAGCUCCUCUUGGUUCUGGUGGUCCAGGUGGUCUUCCUGUCCCUUUUAUUGUUAUUGGGAACAAAGCAGAUAUUGCUGCAAAAGAAGGUACAAAAGGAAGCAGUGGCAAUCUUGUUGAUGUGGCUCGUCAGUGGGUUGAAAAGCAGGGUUUACUUCCCUCCAGCGAAGAGCUUCCGUUGACUGAGAGUUUUCCUGGAAAUGGUGGCCUUAUUGCUGCUGCAAAAGAAGCAAGGUUCGACAAGGAAGCUGUGAUAAAGUUUUUCCGUAUGUUGAUCAGGAGAAGAUAUUUUUCAGAUGAGUUGACUGCAUCUAGUCCAUGGUCUGUUUCCCCAGUUCAAAGACCUGCGCAACGUUUGGAUGAGACUUCAAGUGAUGACGAUCAGUUUUACAAGAAUAAACGUUUAACCACUGAUCCAUACAAGUAUAACGUGCUUCCGCCCCUGCCGGCUCAGCGCAAUCUCACGCCACCUCCCACACUUUAUCCUCAGCAGCCAGUUUCAGUGACCGAGAAUUACAGCUUCCCAAGAUUUCCCCUCGCAGAUUCUCGUGAAAUAAACAGCACUGCUAGAUCGAAGCGAAUGGAUAUUAAUGUCUGAUGAUCUCUGCCUCAGGGUUUGCUACUGCAUUGGAUGAUCAUCGUUCGUCUCAGAAAAAAUCUUUCAUUCAAUUUCUGAGUUUUUUCCAUUAUAUUUUGUUUGUAAACUGAUCCACCGAUUCUUUAUAUCUGAGGCUGUUAGAGGAUUCGGGUUAGAGCUUGUCACACUACAUACAUGUAUAUUGAUUUCCAACCAGCAUUGCUAACAAUAUUCUUAGUGGCAUUGGAACACUUUUCAUAUAUUAUAUAAAUAUACUGAUUAUUGUUGAAAAAUA